Messenger RNA from Bursaphelenchus okinawaensis, 237 nucleotides. Lineage: Eukaryota; Metazoa; Nematoda; Chromadorea; Rhabditida; Aphelenchoididae. The record is from the annotation of a GenBank genome assembly.
AUGUGCAAGAUAGAGGACUUUAUCCGUGAACUUCUCGAGAAGAAGCCUUUUGAAAUAAUGCACGCCAACCCAUUCACCAAGUUAUUUGACAAAAACAUAGAACUAGCUGUUGAUGAAUGCAUUGAUCAAUUAGUAGUUAAUGCUAGUAAAGAUGGCUACAUUAAUCUCAACGAAGACGAUGAGGUUGACAAAAACGGCACCGAAAAAACCACGGAAAGCAUAAAAGUCAUUGUCUAA